This is a messenger RNA of Pseudovirgaria hyperparasitica, 7497 nucleotides long. RefSeq names its product putative polyketide synthase. Lineage: Eukaryota; Fungi; Ascomycota; Dothideomycetes; Acrospermales; Acrospermaceae. The transcript has 10 exons. Gene Ontology annotation, molecular function: fatty acid synthase activity; phosphopantetheine binding; 3-oxoacyl-[acyl-carrier-protein] synthase activity. The record is from RefSeq and is a predicted model, not a curated record. Gene Ontology annotation, biological process: secondary metabolite biosynthetic process; fatty acid biosynthetic process. The coding region runs from base 1 to 7497 and encodes 2498 amino acids.
AUGCCAAGUAUUCCCAUAGCGAUAGUGGGGAUGAGCUGUCGAUUCUCUGGCGGAGCGUCGAACCCUCAGAAACUUUGGGAUCUUGUGGCUCAAGGACGGUCAGCAUGGUCAAAGAUUCCUGCUUCCCGGUACAAUAGCACGGCCUUUUAUCACCCUCAUCCGGAAAAGCUUGGCACGUCAAACGUGGAGGGGGGAUACUUCCUCGAGGAAGAUGUCAGCUAUUUUGAUCUCUCGUUCUUCAGUUUCUCUGCUGAAGUUGCCGCUUGCAUGGACCCUCAAAUCCGCAUUCAGCUUGAGUUGGUAUAUGAAGCCCUGGAAGAUGCUGGCAUACCAUUGUCAAAGAUUGCGGGAACCAAUACCUCUUGUUUUGCUGGAACUUUCAUCAGGGAUUACCAUGACCUCUUGAUGAGAGAUCCUGCAACCCUGCCUCGACAUUUCACCACUGGUAACUUUACGGCCAUGGUCGCCAACAGGAUCUCCCACUUCUUCGAUCUGCGUGGACCCAGCACCUCAGUUGACACGGGCUGCUCGACAUCUCUCACAGCUUUGCACUUGGCAUGUCAGACAAUCCGCACGGGCGAAUCUGACUGCUCAAUUGUCGGUGGCGCUUGCGUGAUGUCAAAUCCAGAUAUGUUUUGUCAACUUUCAAGCCUCGGAUUCAUCGGCAUAGAUGGUAAAUCGUAUUCUUUUGACCACCGUGCACAGGGUUAUGGUCGUGGAGAGGGUGUCGCCACCUUGGUCUUGAAGAGAUUGGAUGAUGCAAUUAGAGACCGUGACCCAAUAAGAGCGGUGAUUCGAGAAACUGGUCUCAAUCAGGAUGGCAAAACGCCGACCCUGACAUCCCCUUCCGGGGAGGCUCAAGAAUCCUUAAUGAGGGACUGCUAUCGGCGAGCCGGGCUCAAUCCCCUCGAUACAACUUAUGUAGAAACACACGGUACCGGCACGAAGAAAGGUGAUCCUAUUGAAACAACUGCGAUUGGUAAAGUGUUCGGAAGGCCAAGCACUAUCGAACCUCUACUCAUUGGAUCCAUCAAAUCCAACAUCGGACACACAGAGGCUGCCAGUGGGAUAGCAUCCAUAAUCAAAGUAGCUAUGGCGUUCGAAAAUAGACAGAUACCACCUAGUAUCAAUUUUGAGAAACCAAACCCGCUGAUUGAUUUCACCAACCUCGGGAUUCAGCCUGCUCGCAGUCUUGAACCUUGGCCAGAAUGUGAUAUUCGGCGAGCCAGCAUUUCCAACUUUGGCUAUGGAGGUUCCAACACGCAUGUCAUCAUGGAGGAUGCUGCUUACCACAGGGAGGACCCCCCGAUGAGUACGGAGAAAUAUGCCACGCCACGAAAGGUGUUCAUCUUGAGUGCACGUGACAGGGAAGCUGCGAGCACUAUGCGAUCCAAGUUGAAAGACUAUAUACUAGCAGCGGUCGAACGUAGCGAAGAUAUUGAUUUCUCAGAUCUCGCGUAUACUCUAGAUCAACGACGGUCAAAGUUCUCUUGGACAACAGCCAUCACUGCUGGGACUGUAGGCGAGCUCAUCGAUGGACUCAAGGACGCUACUCUCAAACCUUCAAGCGUGCUCUCGAAACCCCGGGUUGGCUUCGUCUUUAACGGACAGGGUGCCCAAUGGCAUGCUAUGGGCAGAGAGCUGAUGCAGACCUAUCCAGUCUACACUGAAACGCUACAAGAAGCAGACGCUGUCAUUAAGAGCUUUGGCUCAACUUGGUCUGUUGUAGGGGAGCUCUCCAAAGAAUCUGAUCAUACGCGGGUCAAUGAAGUCACCUUCAGCUUCCCACUGUCCUGUGUGGUCCAGCUAGCUCUUGUCCGUCUUCUAUCUUCCUGGGGCAUCAAACCGUCUGCAGUUACUGGUCAUUCCAGCGGCGAGGUCGCGGCAGCCUUUGCAGCCGGAGCCUUGAGUUUCAAGGAGGCUAUCGCAGUCACUUACUUCAGAGGUCUACUAACGGAUCAGUAUGUCGUCAAGGCCAAGAGUCAAGGUGGUAUGCUUGCUGUCGGUCUAGGCGCCGCAGAAGUCAACGAAUACCUUGGUAAGCCAUUGCCUGGAAAGGUCGUUGUAGCCUGCGAGAACAGUCCGUCGAGUGUGACGCUGUCUGGUGAUGUGAGUGCUAUCGAUGCGCUGGAGGUCUUAUUUCGCGAUCGGAAGAUAUUUGCGCGAAAAUUGAAGGUCGCAGCCGCCUAUCACAGCCAUCAUAUGCUCCCAAUCGCAGAGGGCUACCAUGCUGCACUCUCAGAAAAUAUGGACUUAAAAGGAUCAUUCGGUGAUGUUCUCUUCUCCUCGCCAGUGUCCGGCUCGUGGAUCUCAGAUGUCGAGUCUCUGGGACCUUCACACUGGGUCGAAAACAUGAUGAGGCCAGUGCUAUUCACUCAAUCACUCUCAAACAUGAUCGCUGGUCUCACAGAAUCCAACCCCUUAGGGCAGAACGUAGAUUUUUUAGUCGAGAUUGGUCCUCAUGGAGCACUUAGCGGCCCAAUCCGACAGAACAUCACACAUGCUAACCUCAAGCACCUCAAGUUAGAUUAUGGGUCAUGUCUGACCAGAGGACAGGAUGCUGUUAGCACAAUUCAGCAGCUAGCCGCGCUCCUCGUAUGCAGAGGAUACCCUGUGGACUUGGCCAACGUCAACUUUCCAAAGGGUUUACACGGUCUGAAAGCCCUGCCUAGUCUUCCAUCGUAUCCUUGGAACCACACCACUAAGUUCUGGGCCGAGCCUCGUGUAAGUCGAGAGCAUAGGUUCAGAAAACAUGCUUCGCACGACCUGCUCGGCGUCCGGGUCCCCGGUGCUAACCCGUUCUCUCCUUCAUGGCGGCACAUUAUCCGAACAGGUGAUAUUCCCUGGGUACGCGAUCACGAAGUGCAGUCGAAUAUCGUUUAUCCGGGCGCUGGAUGUAUCGCAAUGGCCAUUGAAGCCAUGCGUCAGCUGUCUUUGGAUGAGGGCAAGACCAUUACUGGCUACAAUCUUCGUGAUAUACAAAUCACCAGGGCGCUAGUGAUUCCUGACACGCCUGAAGGGAUCGAAGUGCAGCUAACACUCUCGGCACCAGACGACAAAGCCUUGAUGGGGGAUUGGCGCAAUUUCCAUGUCUACUCCGCGCUCUCCAAUGGCGAGUGGGCCGAGAAUUGCAGCGGAUACAUCGCCGUCGCGGUAGAGCAUGUGCGCAAUUCUAUCAACAACAUCCCUCCUGAAGCAUCAAAAGGCCAUCUCACAAGCUCUGUGGAGCCUAGUGCUCUAUUUAAAAAAUUACACCAGGCUGGCGUACGUCAUGGUCCUUCGUUCCAGAACCUUAUGACAAUUGAAGUCGGACAUAGCAAGUCGAGGGCAACAUUCAAAGUACCUGAUACAGCAUCCCUGAUGCCAUCGAACUAUCAAAGCCGUCAUGUGAUACAUCCUAUCACUUUAGACGCCGUGUUCCAGGUCGCUUAUUCCACUUUGACCGUGGAGCAGCAAGAUAGGGUCGGGGCUGCGGUACCAAGAUCUAUCACAACAAUGUACAUCUCGGAAGAGAUCAACAGUAAUCCCGGUGAUGUACUUAUAGCUUGCUCAGAUCUCUUGCAUGUAGAUCGUCAGGGAUUUGAAACAAGUAUACUGGUGACAGGCACAGAUUCAGUGGCACCACUUCUGCAGAUAGGCGAUAUGCACUACCGCAGUCUCGGGUUGAGUCUUGAGUCCCAAGAUGAAGAAGAGGUAGACCUUUGCUUGACAGUCAACUGGGUCCCUAGUCUCGAUCAUGGCGAUCUGCAAGAGCUGCAUGGGACGUUGUCAUAUGCAGUCGAUAUCGACGAGAAGAUUAUAGGAGAAGACUUGACUCGAGCGACUUAUCACUUCAUUCAUGACACUAUCAAUGCCCUGAGCGAUGAAGAUAUCUCCGGCCUAAAGUCCCAUCACGCAACAUGGCUGGAUUGGAUGCGCCGUAUCGAAGCGCAAGCUAUGAACAAUGAGCUUGCUCCUAAAAGCUCUAAAUGGCCCGAAACCAGCGAUGGUGUCAAACAGAUGCUCUACGACCGAGUUGCUUCUCACAGCGUCAAUGGGCAGAUGCUUGUACGUCUUGGGAAGCAUUUCGUCAAUAUCAUGCGCAACAAAGUCGAACCUUUGGAGAUCAUGAUGGAGGGCCAACUGUUAUACAAAUUUUAUCGUGAGAUGUUACAUUUUACUCGGUCCAUCCUGCAAGCUGUGGAGCUACUAAAAGUCUAUUCUCGGCAGCAUCCCUGUGCCAAUAUCCUGGAGAUAGGCGCCGGAACCGGGUCAUGUACAGGACCUGCCUUAUACGCUCUUGGUGGCAAUACGGAUAACUCGAAACCUCAAUUCGCACAUUACGAAUUUACAGAUAUUUCCUCUGGGUUCUUCGGUGAGGCAAGAAAGAACUUUGCUGCCUGGGGCGAUCUUGUCACUUACCGGACGCUUGACAUCGAAAAGAGCCCUGAAGAACAAUCCUUCCAGCUUGCGACGUACGAUGUUAUCAUAGCAUGCCUGGUCUUGCAUGCAACAAAAGAUAUUGACAAUACGAUGAGGAAUGUCAGAAGUCUACUCAAACCUGGUGGCAAGUUGAUUCUUGUUGAGACUACACAAGACUCAAUCGACGUAAAUAUGAUAUUCGGCUCACUGCCUGGCUGGUGGCUCAGUCAGGAGUCGGAGCGAAAGCAUAGCCCCAACCUUAAUCUUGACAUGUGGAAAGACGUACUCCCGCGAACGGGCUUUUCCGGAAUUGACUUCGAUGUUUGGGACUGCGAAGAUGCCAAGCAUCGAUCAAUGAGCGUUAUACUAUCCACGGCAGUCCCGGAGAACGUUGUUCAAUUCCCGACGAAGAUCUCUCUGAUACACAGUGACGAUACUCCGCCUGAAGCUUGGCUACGGACACUCUGUGACGCUUUCCAGAAGGUAACGGGUAGUGUGCCCAUGAUAGAACGGCUGGAGGACUUGAGAUCUGACGGUAAAGCUUGUGUGUUUGUCACUGAGAUGUCUACGCCCACCUUGAGUAAGAUGAAUGAGACUCAAUUUGAGGCUAUCAAGGGCAUGGUUGGAAAUUCUAAGGGCUUACUCUGGGUCACAAGGGGCGCGACCGGAGGUUGUGUCAAUCCAGAGCUGAGUUUACACUCUGGACUACUACGUGUGAGAAGGGUCGAGGAUGCAGCGAAGAAGUACAUCUCCCUCGAUCUCGACCCGUCAGAGGAAACCUUUACAGUCGCCAACGCACACCAUAUCGCGAGCAUUUUCAGGCACACUUUUGAUGAAAGUCGCGCCGGUGACGAGAUAGAGACCGAGUAUGCAACCAGGGCGUCACGUGUACUCAUACCUCGUGUUCGCUUCAGCCGCCCCGAAAGUGAAGACGCGCUCAAUCCAAAGGAUCGCCCGGCUGAGCUACAGCCCUUCCAGCGACCUGACCGUAGAUUACGCAUGUUCGUAGACACGCCUGGUUCUCUGGACAGUAUCUUGUUCAAGACUGAUCCUCAAGACGAUGAUUAUCUGCCCUGCAACUUCGUUGAGAUCGAAGGCAAGGCAUUUGGCCUCAAUUUCCGUGAUGUCAUGGUAGCGAUGGGGCAGCUGAAGGAGAAGAACAUGGGCUUCGAAUGUGGCGGCGUUAUCACUCGAGUCGGCUCUGCAGUCUCAGACUUCGAGGUCGGCGACCGCGUCUGCGCUCUUACGGCUCAUGGUCACUGGGCCAGUCGAAGUCGUGUUCCAUCAACCUCUUGUGCUCGGAUCCCCCCUUCGAUGAGCUUUGAAACUGCAGCCUCCAUUCCCAUGGUCUUCCUUACGGCGUAUUAUUCACUGUUCGAGGCUGGACGGCUAGAGAGAGGUGAAUCGGUUCUGAUACAUGCCGCUUCUGGUGGUGUUGGUCAAGCUGCUAUCAUGCUCGCUUCAUUGAAGGGUGCAGAAAUAUUUGCUACUGUUUCGACAAAAGAGAAGCGCGAAUUCCUUAAGCAUACGUACCAUUUGGAUGACGAUCACAUAUUUUCAAGUCGUACUGCUUCGUUCGCGACGGACCUCAAGGUGGCGACUGGUGGAAGGGGUGUCGACAUCGUCCUCAACUCUCUCGCCGCCCCAUAUGGCCGUUUCAUUGAGCUUGGCAAAAGGGAUAUCCAGUCGAACAAACGACUAGAGAUGCAGCCAUUCGGCACCGCAGUUUCUUUUGUGGCAUUCGACCUGAUACACCUAAGCGACUACAGACCCGCAGUCGUUUCUCGCAUGCUGAAUCAUAUCCUGCAGCUUCUAGGAGAAGGACUGAUAACCACAAUCUCACCAAUUAAAGUGUCCCCUAUCUCGGACAUCGUCCGCGCGUUUCGUACGAUGCAGGCUGGUAAGCACGUCGGAAAGAUUGUGCUCCGUGUUGGAGAGGAAGAUGUAGUAUCGGCAGUGCCAGAUUGCAAGCAUACACGGUUGUCACCGGAUGUAACCUACCUUCUCGUCGGGGGUGUCGGAGGCAUUGGUCGUUCACUGGCCCGCUGGUUCGUGGCCCAUGGAGCGCGCUACCUUCUUCUGCUAUCGCGCAAUGCUGCUUCUAGAUCCGAGUCUGAGCAGCUCAUCGAAUCACUCAAGGCCGAUGGCUGUAUAGUCUUGGUCAAGAACUGCGAUAUCGCGGAUAAAGAAAGCCUUGCCACUGUUGUGCGGGACUGUGGUACAGUUCUUCCUCCUAUCAAAGGACUUGUACAGGGAGCAAUGGUCCUUCAGGAUUCUAUAUGGGAACGAAUGACCUUUGCGAAGUGGCGGGCGGCAGUCUCCCCGAAAGUGGCUGGUUCGUAUAACCUGCACGCCCAGUUUGCGGACUCUCUCGACUUCUUCAUCAUGCUCUCCUCAGUUGCCGGUUUCAUUGGGAAUGCGAGUCAGGCGAAUUAUGCGGCUGGUAAUACCUACCAAGAUGCUCUUGCCCGCCACCGCACCUCGUUGAACCUUCCUGCGGUAUCCAUCGACCUCGGUCUGGUCAAGGAGAUUGGCUACGUAUCCGAAAAUAAAGAGCUAGGCGAGCGCCUCCUCAGGGACGGUCACCGCGCCCUCGAAGAGAAGGAGGUCCUUGACCUUGUUUCAGCUGCUAUACGUAAUCCAUACCGCGCUCUCAACGCAAGUCAAAUCAUUACUGGCCUUCUUCCAAUCGCCGUGCCGCAGCAGACUCAAACUGGGUGGCGCGCCGAUCCACGUUUUGUUGGUCUGAAGCAGCAGGCACGUUCCAAAAGUGGUAUGUGCCAGGGCUAUAAUACUGCCACGGGUACCAUCACGCUUAGUCUGAAGGACCAGAUAGGCGGGGCCGAAUCAGAGAUUGAUGCGGUGAAUGUCCUCACGCGUGCUAUCGUGGCGAAGCUCGCAGAGAUGUUUCUGAUCCCAGAGGUAGAUAUAGAUGUUUCGUUGCCUCUGGCGAAGUACGGCGUGGACUCACUAGUGGCGGUGGAGAUGCGGAAUUGGCUGGUUGCGGCUACACGGUGUGAGGUAUCGAUCUUCGACAUCCUGGGAUGUAGUAGCCUGAGAGAAUUGGCUGGGAAGGUUUCCGGGAGCUUCUACUAG